Molecule: messenger RNA, 2655 nt
Organism: Solanum tuberosum (potato)
Lineage: Eukaryota; Viridiplantae; Streptophyta; Magnoliopsida; Solanales; Solanaceae
Product: protein SRG1
Exons: 4
Coding region: 1394-2485 (363 amino acids)
Source: RefSeq, a predicted model, not a curated record
UGUACUAUUAUGACAGCUACCAAACUGAUAUCUUUUGCAGCCAAGCACAUUUCUUUUUCUUUUGGAGUGGUAGGGAAUAGGGAGCCUAAUUUGUCUUGUCAUGAACUGAAUGGUGUAACGAUUGUCUCGCUGUUUUCAACAUGGACACGGUGAAGUUGAGUUCUGCUUAAAGAUGUGGAGUACCGCUGACUAGACAGUAAGACCCUCUAGACCUUACCUUAUAGCAUGACAGUGACAACCUCAACUAAUCGAAUGUGUGAGAGGUUGGAGGUGGUGACAUACCAAUCUUGAAAGACCACUCUUUCGUCUGAAAUGCCUAACCGUCACACCAAUCAUUUGGAGGCAGUAUACUGCUAGGUGGGUAGUUUUUCUAGGAUGUAUGCCUCCUAAAUAGUAAUAGAGGUAUGUGAAGGUAGACUCAAGCUAAGAUUACACUCGUGAGCAUAAUGGUAUAAGCCUUCUUGACUGUGAGACUAUUGGUUGAACACCAUGCACGAGCAGAGGAAAAAGAAAGCAAAAUGAAUUAUUUUUCUCUUUUGGGGAGAAAUUCUUUGAUUGCAUAUUGAAUACAGAUACAUGUCUUUCUUAUUCCACUAGCUAAACCAAAUUCUUACAUGUCCUUUUUGCCUAUUACAACCUUCUUUUUUGAUGUCAAAUACCAGAAGCUACGCACAAAUUCUCAUUGGUUCUUAGUUAUUCUUAACAAUGAUGGCUAUUUCAUUUAAGUUGUUCGGGUAGCACCAUUAGAUUUUCAGCAAGGUGUAUGUACAUGUUCCUGUGGCUCGGAUGAGUAUUCUUGCUUAUAUCAUCACGAAUAUAAACACUUCUUUGUUUCUUAUGAACAUAUCAUCCCUUUUUUCUUUGCUCUUCUGGAACUGGUGCAAACAUAGGUGCUCUCUUCUACGUUGUUUUUCCUUAAUUACUGAUGGUAUCGGGGAAACCAGUGUGUGGGAUGCUCGUUUAGCCUCUAUAUUCAUCUCGUUCCUUAUUUACCUAGGUGCAAUGCGUUUUUAAGAACUUUUUGUAUAUAUUUACAGAAAAAAGUAGCUAAGAAAGAAAGAAAAGACAAAAAUAACUCUUAUAUUAGGAAAGAACUGUACUCAAAACUCAAGAUGCUGAUGUUAUGAUCCAUAUUGGUGGUUGGUGAUUGGAUGUAAAUGCAAACAAUUAUAGAUUUGUGUGUGAGCUGUUAAGGAACUUGCAUGACUGAGAAUUUAUUAAAGUGCAUCAGUUAAGGACCCACACAAUAAUAUAGAGAUGCACACUCUUACCCUCUAUAAGUACUUGACAUAUUUCUGAAUUGUAUGCCUAACAAAGCAUAGACUUCUACAAUCUAGACUAGAAAAAGCCUCCAUUUUUCCCAAAAAAAACAAAGUUGUAGUAGUGUUAGAAAAUGGCUCCAGUGCCAAGUUUUCCUGUUAAAGUUGGUCACAUUGAUGAUGUUCAAGAACUGAAAAAGAUUAAACCAUCUUCUAUUCCUGAAAGAUUUGUAAGAGACAUGAUAGAAAGACCAAAACUUGCCACAGCUACUACUCCAUCUUCCUGUAAUCUUAACAUUCCUGUUGUUGAUUUGUCGAAAAUCUCGAAUAGCCAGGAUUUUCAUAAUGAAAUCAUGAAGCUUUCUACUUCUUGUGAAGAGUGGGGAUUCUUUCAGGUGAUUAACCAUGGGAUUGACUUGGACUUGCUUGAAAAGAUGGAGAAAAUAUCUAUGGAGUUCUUCAUGUUACCUUUAGAGGAGAAACAGAAAUAUCCAAUGGCUCCUGGAACAGUUCAAGGUUAUGGUCAAGCUUUUGUCUUCUCAGAAGAUCAAAAACUUGACUGGUGUAACAUGUUUGCUCUUGGUGUGGAACCUCAUUUCAUUAGGAACCCAAAACUCUGGCCAACUAAGCCACUUGAUUUCAGUGAAACGGUGGACAUAUACUCGAGAGAGAUAAGGAAACUAUGCAAGAAUUUGUUAAAGUACAUAGCAAUGAGUCUUGGAUUGAAUGAGGAUAUUUUUGAAGAAAUGUUUGGAGUAGCUGUACAAGCAGUGAGGAUGAACUACUAUCCAGCAUGUCCUAGACCAGAUCUUGUUUUGGGAUUAAGUCCCCACUCAGAUGGAAGUGCACUGACAGUGUUGCAACAGGGUAUAUGCAGCAGCUCAGUUGGCCUACAAAUACUUAAAGACAAUGUUUGGGUACCUGUCCAACCAAUUCCAAAUGCACUUGUUAUCAACAUUGGUGAUACCAUUGAGGUUCUAACCAAUGGGAGAUAUAAAAGUGUGGAGCACAGAGCAGUGACACAUCAAGAAAAAGAUAGACUAUCUAUUGUGACAUUUUAUGCACCAAGUUAUGAAAUUGAGUUAGGACCAUUGGCAGAAUUGGUUGAUGAAAAUAACCCUUGCAAGUAUAAAAGGUACAAUCAUGGAGAGUACAGCAUGCACUAUGUAACAAACAAACUUCAAGGGAAAAAAACUCUAGAGUUUGCCAAAAUCUAUGACAACUAAUCCCUAUAGAGACACACUAUUAACUUAAGAUGUAGACUAUUGACAUAAUAAUAAUGUCUUUUGUAAAUUCAGUGGGCAGUUUGUGUACUGUUAAUAUGGAAAGCUCUCUUUGUAUAACCUAUACUUAUUGGAGUAUAACAUAAUGGAAGCAAAGUGGGGUCUUGUGUUUG